AUGGAAACAAGACUAACACGUCAACGUUUAUCUUCGUCUUCGUCAGUAUCACGCUCACGUUCACCAAUAGCAAAUAGUGAACAACGAAGUGUGUCGAAUUCGCCUCGACGAGGACCGUCAACACCAGUGAAAUCAGCGAUGUAUGGAACGAAUAGUGAUGGUGAACAGGAUUUGGAAGAGCGAGAACCUUUGAUGGCUGAUGAUUCUUCUAAAGCAGCUGCCGAUGAAAUUUCAUCGCCAAUGAUGUCAGAUACUGACGAAAGUCAUCACAAGAAACGAACACAUCAUGGACACGGCCAUCAUCGACACCGGCAUCACAAACAAUCGAAAUCAAACAAACGUUCAAUAUCGCAUCAUCGACAAUCAGUUAAACGAAGUAAAAAAGAGACAACAUCGACGUCGCGACACAGUCAAUCUGACGAGGGCGAUGAGAAUUCUGUUCAUUCACCAGAGAAGAACACAAGUGAAAGUGAACAUUCACCAGCAAAACAAGAAAUUUCGUCGUCGGAAAACGAAUCCAAUGAUGAACAAGAAGAAGGGAUGAUCGAAGGAAACAAUACACCGAGUGAUCGCCGUAGUAGCCGCCGUCAUCAUCGUAAAAAACAUCGUUCUUCUUCGACAAACAAUGAACGUACUAGUCAAAGUCCACAAUCAACUUCAAGUGCCACGUUAAAAAAUAAUAAAGGUACACAGUUGAUAGUCAACUACUUACCUGAAUCAUUACAUGAAGCUGAAUUUUAUCAAUUAUUCGCUCGUGUUGCACCAGUUAAACUAUGUAAAUUAAUCACCGAUCGACACACAGGCCAUUCAUACUGUUAUGGCUUCAUCGAAUAUCAUAGCAAAGAGGAUGCUUCAAAAGCAAUCAAGAAAUACAACGGCUACGGAAUCGAGCAUAAGAAAUUGAAAGUCUCGUACGCUCAACCAAAAGGAAAAGCGAAUACGAACGAUGGCGAUUCAGAUAAUAAACAUUCAAGUUCAUUAUCGACGCAAAAGAAUCCAAAUGUGUAUAUUACUGAACUUCCCGAUGACUUUGAUGAAAAAAUGUUAAAACGUCUUUUUUCAAAGCAUGGCGAUAUCGUUCAAGCGAAAAUUCUACGCGAUCCACGUACAAGAAUAUCACGAGGCGUUGGAUUUGUUCUAAUGACAUCGACUCGUUAUGCAGAACGAGCGAUCAAAGCACUUAAUGGUUAUGUACCACCAGGGGCAGAGCGGCCUAUAUCUGUGAAAUAUGCCGAUCCAAAGAAGACAGCGGCUGCAGCACCAUCAGCAUCGGGAAACCAUAGUUCAUUGUCUCGCUUAUCACCAAUGCCCAACGUUGUUGGAUCGUAUGGUUAUCCACCUGGCUUUCCUUCGUUGAACAUGAUCGAUCCGUAUUAUGCAGCAGCUCUUCAUCAUCAUCAUCAUCAGCGCGCAGCAAUGAACAUGAGAGAUAUGAGUCGGUCACCGCCGCCGUUUCCACCUGCUUAUUAUGGCAGUGGAAAUAGUCGUUCUUCUCGUCGGCGUAGCUCGUCACCUACUGUUUCACGUUCAUAUUCAUCUUCCUCGUCGUCAAAGCAUAAUUCUAAUAGUUUAUCAACAGGAAUGACAAAUUCUUUGUCACGUUCAUCAAAUCCCAACUCAACAUCAUUGGUUGCUGCUUAUGAAUUAAUAUCUAAAGGUUGCCAACAGGCAAUUGAUCCAAACGGCUUCGUUAUCUACGCAUUUGGCUUGCCGCGUGAUUGUGUCGAACAUGAAUUAGAAGAAUUAUUUCAACGCUAUGGUGAUGUCUAUCGUGUAUAUAUUGUAAAAAACUAUACGACAGGUGAAUCAAAAGGUUACUCGUUUAUAACAAUGCGCAAUUACGAUGAGGCAUGUCAUGCAAUUGACAGUCUACACAAUUCAACAUUUCAAGGUCGAACAAUUCAAGUACGAUUCAAACAAUGA
Adineta ricciae is the source of this 1923-nucleotide messenger RNA. NCBI's taxonomy places the organism in Eukaryota, Metazoa, Rotifera, Eurotatoria, Adinetida, Adinetidae. The record is from the annotation of a GenBank genome assembly.